Molecule: messenger RNA, 522 nt
Organism: Fragaria vesca subsp. vesca
Lineage: Eukaryota; Viridiplantae; Streptophyta; Magnoliopsida; Rosales; Rosaceae
Product: zinc finger A20 and AN1 domain-containing stress-associated protein 4-like
Exons: 1
Coding region: 1-522 (173 amino acids)
Molecular function (GO): DNA binding; zinc ion binding
Source: RefSeq, a predicted model, not a curated record
AUGGCGGAAGAGCACAGAUGCCAAGCACUAGAAGGUCACCGUCUCUGCGCUAACAGCUGCAGAUUCUUCGGCAGCCCGGCCACCAUAAAUCUCUGCUCCAAAUGUUACCGAGACUUUUGCCUCAAGGAGCAACAGGAGGCUUCUAUCAAAUCCACCGUCGAAGCCUCUCUCUCCGCCUCUGUCUCUCCAUCGGUGUCGUCGUCCUCCUCUUCUUCUCUAGUGAUUGACUUCCGCUCUCUCCCUCCGCCUCCGCUGUUGACUCUGCCGGAGGUCACCGAGGCCGAAGAUGUCCCGACUGUUCCAGAGGUUGCCGUCGCGGCAGUGUCUCAGCCGAAUCAGUGCGACGUCUGCCGAAAACGGGUCGGGUUGACCGAGUUCAAGUGCAAGUGCGGGACCACGUUCUGUGGGAUCUACCGAUAUCCGGAGAAGCACGCGUGCUCAUUCGAUUUCAAGACGGUGGGUAAGGAGGAGAUCGCCAGGAGCAACCCUCUGAUCAAAGCAGAGAAGCUCGAGAAGAUUUGA